Molecule: messenger RNA, 1126 nt
Organism: Hydractinia symbiolongicarpus
Lineage: Eukaryota; Metazoa; Cnidaria; Hydrozoa; Anthoathecata; Hydractiniidae
Product: espin-like
Exons: 4
Coding region: 58-564 (168 amino acids)
Source: RefSeq, a predicted model, not a curated record
UAUUUAUGUACUAUUUUCUCUUAAGUCGCCUGUAGCAUUCAGCAUCAAGUGAUAAACAUGGAAGAAGAUAAACCCACUCAAAUUGGAAUGAUGUCCAAACGACAAAGCGUGAUCAGAAGAGUUCCACAAUUAGAUGCUUAUACUGGCGAAGCAAUACCAGAAUGGAAGCAACAAAUUUACAUGAAGAAAAUUGAAAAACAAAUUGAAGCAGAAGAACGCUUGCGUAAAACGGAUGAAUUGCGACGAGAAAGGGAAAAAGCAAGACUUUCUGGACCAACUUGGCAGCAAGAACUUGUUCUCAAGAAUCGUAUAAAAGAACUGAGUUCCGAUGAUCCUUUAAUUAUACGCAAGCGAAAUAUCAAAGCGAUCCAGACUGAAAUUGAUCAAGACCAUUCACCACCAUGGCAGAAAGAAUUGCUACAGAAAAGAAUCAACAGAUUGCAGUCGGAGAUCGAAAACAUAGAGAAAGAACGUAGGACGCAACACGAGAAAAGAAAAGCAUCGAUGGCUGGCCCUGUGAAUAAUUAUUUCUACGAAAAGAAUGAUAUCGAACCGUUUGACUAACCAUGUCAUUUAUCGUGUGUGUAUGUGUUUUUUGGUUUGUUUUUUAUUUUACGUAUUUUAUCUUCAAUGUUACAGUAUUUGUGAGUAGUUGUAAGCGUUUUCUUGCUGAAACUGAGAUUGAAGUGUCGAUUUACGUAUCAAAAAUGUUAAUCUCCCUGUUACAAGGAUAAACAGGUCAAAUAAUUUUUGAUUAAUUUGUGUUCUUGAUGUUUGUUUGUUUUUGUUUAUUCGUUUUUUUUCUUCCUGUUCAAUUUUAUCUUGUUUACUUAGGAUCAUUUCAUUUGCGUUAGAACUAAAACAGUUCUUCAAAUUAUAUUUUCUUAAUACAUUGUAUUUUGGGCAAUUUACCCAACAUGACGUGUGUGUUACUAUUAUCAAGUAUAUCGAGUAUGUUAAAGUAUACAUCAAUAUAUGUACAAGUAAACUGAAUUUUGUAGCUUUUCAGUUAUUUUCAUGUUUUCAUUUGAUUCGCUGUUAUGCGACUACUCGCCUGACGUCGUCAUGUCGGUUUUUUGCUACACGAAAAUAAGCAAUAGCUCAAAUAUAUCUCCUCAAAAAUCUA